Theobroma cacao (cacao) is the source of this 828-nucleotide messenger RNA. RefSeq lists its product as uncharacterized. Lineage: Eukaryota; Viridiplantae; Streptophyta; Magnoliopsida; Malvales; Malvaceae. The record is from RefSeq and is a predicted model, not a curated record.
AUACCAACAACUUCAUACAACCAGCUUCAGCUUAAACCAGACAGUCAAAGACUAAGCACCACCAAAGCAAACAGAAAAUGUCUCUCCACCCAAAACCCUUUUCUUCAAUUGCAUUUCUCCCUUAUAUUCUUCUCUUUCUGAUCUCCUCCUCCUCCUCCUCCUCCUCCUCUGCCUCCGGCGACAAUACACUAACCGCUUAUGAAGUUCUGGAAGAAUAUGACUUCCCCAUAGGUCUCCUUCCCAAUGGGGUAUUAAGCUACGAGCUAGACAAUUCCACAGGCGAGUUCUCGGUCUAUUUGAAUGGUAGUUGCACCUUUUCCAUUGACUCCUAUGAGCUCAAAUACAAAUCCACUAUAACCGGGGUGAUUUCCAAAGACAAGCUCACCAGCUUGAGUGGAAUCAAAGUUAAGGUCCUGUUUCUGUGGCUCAACAUCCGGUCAGUGAUCCGCGACGACGACGAGCUCGAAUUGUCAGUUGGGAUAGCUUCUGCUGACUUCUCUGUUGAUAAUUUCAGCGAGUGCCCGACUUGUGGAUGUGGCUUCGAUUGUGAUACUGUUGGCAGAAAGAUUAACUCCAAUCAUCCGGUAUCCUCUGCUUAAUUAGCUUUGCUUAGUAAGAGAUUAAGGUUUCUGCCCAUUUGGAUUAAUAAAAGAGUUAGUUGUCGAUUAUGUGUUUCCUUUAACGAGAACUAGUUAUCAUAUUAUUAAUUGAUGGUUAUCAAAGUCCAGCCGAAUCAAAGGUUGUUGCAUGGAUGAGCGAUAACGACUUUAUAAGCAUUUUGUUUAGAUGUUCGACAUCAACUUGGACCGGUUCCCUUCCUUUAUGGUU